GACAAGGUGGGUCGCGAUCUUGAUCCCUAGUUCAUCGGCGUCUAACACGUCCACUUGCCAGUGCGUUUCGAAAGUCACUCCAUAUUAUUGCUUUCAGACUGAACGGGUCUUCUUCAAUGUCAAGGUUUGUCAUCCCUAACCCCUGUUCGCCUCAGCGACAAGGCCAACAGUGGACCCUCGAACGCGCCUCUCCUGGACAGUUCUACAUUAAGAGCCAUCUUAACACAUAUCUCAAUGUCGAUGGUCCCUGGAGGAAUCGCAUGCGUGUCAUUGACUCCCCAAACAGACAAGCAUGGAAUAUUCGGGUGCAUGGCGCUGCUUCGAACACGUUUAGGAUCUUCUAUCCAGGAACCAAUUCUGCGGUUGGCUUAGAUCGGAAAUACAUUGAUUAUGGAUUUGAUUCUGGAUUGAUUCAUUUGUGGGGAUCGAACGUCCGGAACUCGGACCAGUUAUGGACAUUCGGCCUCGCAUCCGACUGGAACCGUUUCAACUUCGACUACCGUCCCUACUUGGUAAGUACCCGAAACUACUAUUGCCAAGGAACACACUCGACAAGAAUCGGACAGAUUGUGAACCGUGAAGCGGGGACCGCAAUCGGACCCAGCGAUGAUCAAAAGUUGGUUCGCAUCCAGUGCAGCCCCGCCUACCGAGUUGACUGACAUUUUCAAAUUUGAAGAUCUGUGAUUGGGUUUCCAAUCACCCCCCACGCGCUGAAUCUAGAGGUGAUAAGUCUCUUGCGUUGUGAGGAACUCUCAUCAUAGACGAUGCGCCGCUUUUUAUAGUGGAUGUUUGAGGCGUCCGGGAGCAACUAUUCCA
Messenger RNA from Cantharellus anzutake, 816 nucleotides. RefSeq lists its product as uncharacterized. Lineage: Eukaryota; Fungi; Basidiomycota; Agaricomycetes; Cantharellales; Hydnaceae. The transcript is spliced from 4 exons. The coding region runs from base 117 to 659 and encodes 180 amino acids. The record is from RefSeq and is a predicted model, not a curated record.